Molecule: messenger RNA, 1030 nt
Organism: Camelina sativa (false flax)
Lineage: Eukaryota; Viridiplantae; Streptophyta; Magnoliopsida; Brassicales; Brassicaceae
Product: LEAF RUST 10 DISEASE-RESISTANCE LOCUS RECEPTOR-LIKE PROTEIN KINASE-like 2.8
Molecular function (GO): polysaccharide binding
Source: RefSeq, a predicted model, not a curated record
AUGGUCCUGAGGCUGCUUAAUUAUCUCUCUCGACCUCAUUAAUACAUUUUCUCUGCUUCUCUCAACACAAAUCAAACUACGAAGACAUAUUGUUCAUGAACCAAACAAAUCAUGUACCAUCUUCCCACUUUUUGUCUGAUCAUUUUCUUCAUCUUCUCCUCAAUUCACCAUCUUCCUUGUGCUUCAAGUAAUCAACGACUUGGCUGGUGUGAGACUCCGUUUCAGUGUGGUAACAUCACCGCUGGGUUCCCCUUCUCGGGAGGGAACCGUCGCAAAGAUUGCGGUCACCCAUUGUUGCAGCUUCACUGCAACAAAAACAACAUCACCUCUCUAUUCAUCUCAAACCAAAAAUACUCUGUUCUUCAUUUAGAUCAGACAUCUAAUACUCUUACAGUUGCUAAACAAGACCUUCUAGGUUCUUUUUGCUCCUCUGUGUUCACCAACACAACCUUACCUCCCGAAACUUUCAAGCUUUCACCGACCUACAAGACCAUCACCGUAUUCUACCAAUGUUCCUCUUUGCCUCCUAGCCUUUCUAGCUACACAUGUCCUGAUAUAGGUCCGAUCUCAGUGUCUGAAAACCCUGGUAUAAAACCUGAGAACUGCAGUUCCAGUUUCACCUUGAUGGUUCCUACAAGUUUUGUUACAAAAGAGAAAGAGUUGAAUGUGACCAAUUUGGAAAGUGUUUUAAGAAAAGGGUUUGAGGUGAAGGUAGUGAUCAAUGAGAAUGCGUGUCAAGAAUGUUUAUCCUCUCAUGGUAGAUGUCAUGGCUUCAACGAAAUCUUAACACCAGGAGUUAAAUGUCAUCCACCAAAAGACGCUGAGGGUACUUGUGGAUAUAAUCAGACCUCACUUGCGUUCCUCUGCUAUUGUAAAGACCCCUAUAGCCUAUCAUGCGGUUCGACUAAGAGUAAGGUUUCUUUAAUCCCUGGUGUACCGCUUCAGGAGACGAAUCUUCUAGCAUCACUAAUAUUAUGUCGAAAAAUUAAACGACUUCAUUUUGAAUCACUUAAUAAAAAGUGAUGUUAAA